Cladophialophora immunda is the source of this 1980-nucleotide messenger RNA. RefSeq lists its product as uncharacterized. Gene Ontology annotation, biological process: positive regulation of transcription from RNA polymerase II promoter by galactose; DNA-templated transcription. The transcript is spliced from 2 exons. Gene Ontology annotation, cellular component: nucleus. NCBI's taxonomy places the organism in Eukaryota, Fungi, Ascomycota, Eurotiomycetes, Chaetothyriales, Herpotrichiellaceae. Gene Ontology annotation, molecular function: zinc ion binding; RNA polymerase II cis-regulatory region sequence-specific DNA binding; DNA-binding transcription factor activity, RNA polymerase II-specific. The record is from RefSeq and is a predicted model, not a curated record. The coding region runs from base 1 to 1980 and encodes 659 amino acids.
AUGGGUGCGCGGUUAUCCCAGCUCGAAGACCGCUAUUUCCAGCUCGCGGCUACAUGGUCCCGACCCCAACUAGAGAAUCCACUUGAAGGCUCCAGACAGAGCAGCGAAGCUAGAGACGCUGCAGGACCCUCUCCACCGGUAUCUCGGACCCCUGGGCAGGCGAUGGUUGUAGGAGGCGACCAUUCACUCCCUCAAAACCUUUGGCUGGAAUUGGAAGCGGUUCCGCAACAGGGCGAACAGCAAGCAUCACUGGAUUCUGGAUGUAUAUUAUCCAAAGCCACUGGACAAUACAGCCUAGAGUUACAACCUGUGACUGGAUCGCAGAUGGACCCGAGCUCAGGGCAUGACUUCAGAUCCGCUUCAACAGAGAUAGCGGAUACCAGUGGCUCCAGUCUCCCGCUCCAUGCCAGCCUCCUGGAGCCCGACUUCACUAUAUUCCAAAAAGAUCAGCCAUCAGGAGACGGCAAGUCUACAGAAGUCAUUCAUGGUGCCAGAUAUCGAUCAGCAUUCACCAUCUUCUUUUCUCAGCUCAAUCCUCUUCAUGGAAUAAUCAACGAGAAUGACUUUUAUCAACGGUUCAACCGACUCGUCUUUGACGAAGGAGCUAGUCGACAUCAUCACGAGGACGACCUGUUUCGCGCGCUGGUCUAUAUGAUUAGAGCCGUGGUGGACCUCAGCCAAUCGUUCAAUCCGGAGAUUGCGCCUGUCCCUGGCUGGACCUACAUCUGCAAGGCAGAGAAGCUGAUACAAGAUCUCCCAAGAUCUAAAAGGCUAAACCUGACGAUGAUCCAGUGCCUCUCCCUCAAGGCAAUCUACUUUACCAAUCUAGCCCAAUACGAUCAAGUCCGGGACACAGUUGGAGCACUUGUCCGCCUCUGCUUUCAAUGCGGGCUUCAUCAUCAGUCAGCUGGCAGUGGCGGUGCAUACACCGCCUUUGACACUGUAAUGCGACAGAGAGCAUUUUGCUGCGUAUUAAAUCUCGAUCGCAGCAUUGCUCUGACAUGCAGGUUGCCGUGUCUUCUACGCAAAGAGGACUACGUCUUUGUGCCACCUGAGCUGUUUGAUGACAGAUGUGUGUUUCCAAACAGAACGAGUUCCGCUCGGAGCCCGGAGACCUCUUUUAUACCCUUUCUAGUCUCCAUGCAAACACUGAUGGACAUUUUCACGUCGGUAUGGGAGCAGAUCCAUGGCAUCAAGGCGCGAAAGAUAACCACGACGGAAGAAUUGGCUGCUUUCGACCACCAGAUUAUGUCUCUGCGCGAGCCGUUGCCGGUGCCUCUACAACGCACAAGUCUCAUGGUACCGAAUCACGAAUACACCGAGCCUUUUCACCUACCUCAGAGAAUCCUCUUUCACACUCGACUCAAUCAGCUCAGGUUAUUGAUCAGACACGAUACCUCUCUCAACUUUCCUCCGCCGUCGAGUGUCCUGGAAGAAAUCAUCGACAUUGCGUCCGACACAGUGCAUAUGAUUGUGCCAUUUAUCGAGAUUCCGUACCACAAGGCUCACAGAUAUCUAUCCAUGUGCUGUAUCGUCAACGUAGCCCUGUCACUCCGAAGCAUUCUCAAAAGGUCGGACUUGUCCUCGACAAUUCUGAGUAGAACGCGGGCUGUAUUCGCCACAGCGAUUGUUUCACUAGAAGAGUUGUCGAAGAACUACCCUCCAGCGAAGCGAAGGGUAGAGCGCUUGAGAAGCCUUGUCUACACUACAGGCUUAUCGAUGAACCCCGGGCCCCUAGACCCAGAGCUACUGUCGAUCACCCAAACGACCAACAUGGAUAGACCUGGUAGCCUGGAGCUGGCAAUCCAAAGACAAGAUCAGCCGGGCGGGCGAGUUAUGGAGGACCAUCACGAAUACCAGACCCGAUAUCAACCGGAAUUGUCCAUGAGUCAGACGCUGGCACCUGCAGCCGACUUAGAGCCGAUCAUAUUUGACUUUACAUCGGCUUGCGAUCCGGAUUGGAUAUUUACAUCUUUUUAG